GCCCAUGGGCUGCGGGGCCGAGCUGGCGCGCUGAGCGCGGCGCGGCUCCCGGGUGCGGGCCGGAGGCGAGCGUGAGCGAGGUCUGGCACCAUGCCUGGUCCCACCAAGCCCUAGGCCGCAGCCCCUGCGCACGUCCGGGGUCACCCCCUGCCACCGGCCACACCAUGGCCGGGGACCGGCUCCCUCGGAAGGUGAUGGAUGCCAAGAAGCUGGCCAGCCUGCUGCGGGGCGGGCCCGGGGGGCCUCUGGUCAUUGACAGCCGCUCCUUCGUGGAGUACAACAGCUGGCACGUGCUCAGCUCCGUCAACAUCUGCUGCUCCAAGCUGGUGAAGCGGCGGCUGCAGCAGGGCAAGGUCACCAUCGCGGAGCUCAUCCAGCCCGCCGCCCGCAGCCAGGUGGAGGCCACGGAGCCGCAGGACGUGGUGGUCUAUGACCAGAGCACGCGGGAUGCCAGCGUGCUGGCCGCAGACAGCUUCCUGUCCAUCCUGCUCAGCAAGCUGGACGGCUGCUUCGACAGCGUGGCCAUCCUCACAGGGGGUUUCGCCACCUUCUCCUCCUGCUUCCCUGGCCUAUGUGAGGGCAAGCCGGCUGCCCUGCUGCCCAUGAGCCUCUCCCAGCCCUGCCUGCCCGCGCCCAGCGUGGGCCUGACCCGCAUCCUGCCCCACCUCUACCUGGGCUCUCAGAAGGACGUCCUGAACAAGGAUCUGAUGACCCAAAACGGAAUAAGCUACGUCCUCAAUGCCAGCAACUCCUGCCCCAAGCCUGACUUCAUCUGUGAGAGCCGCUUCCUGCGCGUUCCCAUCAACGACAACUACUGUGAAAAGCUGCUGCCCUGGCUGGACAAGUCUAUCGAGUUCAUCGAUAAAGCCAAGCUGUCCAGCUGCCAGGUCAUCGUGCACUGUCUGGCCGGCAUCUCCCGCUCGGCCACCAUCGCCAUCGCUUACAUCAUGAAGACAAUGGGCAUGUCCUCCGACGACGCCUACAGGUUCGUGAAGGACCGGCGCCCGUCCAUCUCGCCCAACUUCAAUUUCCUGGGCCAGCUGCUGGAGUACGAGCGCAGCCUGAAGCUGCUGGCCGCCCUGCAGGGGGAGGGCGCCUCCCACCCCGGGACGCCAGAGCCCCUCCCGGGCCCUGCAGCCACACUGCCGCCGCUGCCACCACCUACCUCAGAGAGGGCCGCUGCCGCCGCCGCCGGGAGCGCCGCGGCCACCGCCUCCAGGGAGGGCGCACAGAUUGCAGGCGGGGAGACCCCCACGCCCGCCGGCGCCCCCGCCCCGGCCACCAGCGCGCUGCAGCAGGGCCUGCGCGGCCUGCACCUCUCCUCUGACCGCCUCCAGGACACCAACCGCCUCAAGCGCUCCUUCUCGCUGGACAUCAAGUCGGCCUAUGCCCCCAGCCAGCGGCCCGACGACCCCGGGCCCCCUGCCCCCGCGGAGGCCCCCAAGCUCUGCAAGCUGGACAGCCCGUCGGGGGGCGCGCUCGGCCUGCCCUCGCCCAGCCCCGACAGCCCGGACCCGGCGCCCGAGACGCGCCCGCGGCUGCGCCGGCGGCCCCGGCCUCCAGCCGGCUCCCCGGCGCGCUCUCCCGCGCACGGCCUGGGCCUGAACUUCGGCGACGCCGCCCGGCAGACCCCGCGGCACGGCCUCUCGGCCCUGUCGGCGCCCGGGCUGCCCGGCCCCGGCCAGCCGGCCGGCCCCGGGGGCUGGGCGCCGCCGCUCGACUCGCCGGGCACGCCGUCGCCCGACGGGCCCUGGUGCUUCCGCCCCGAGGGCGCGCAGGGCGCGGGCGGCGCGCGGUUCGUCCCCUUCGGCCGCGCCGGCGGGCAGGGCGCGGGCGGCGGCGACCUGCGGCGGCGGGAGGCGAGGGCCGAGUCCCGGGACGCGAGGACCGGCUGGCCGGACGAGCCGGCCCCCGAGACGCAGUUCAAGCGCCGGAGCUGCCAGAUGGAGUUCGAGGAGGGCAUGGUGGAGGGGCGCGCGCGCGGCGAGGAGCUGGCCGCCCUGGGCAAGCAGGCCAGCUUCUCGGGCAGCGUGGAGGUCAUCGAGGUGUCCUGACCGCGGCUCCCCCCCCCCGAAAUCUAUAUUCUAUAUAAUGCAAAGAAAGGUAAAUGGUUUUACUGCGAUUUUUAUCGAGAAGUAAAUAUUUCGAUUUUUUAUUUA
Molecule: messenger RNA, 2159 nt
Organism: Phacochoerus africanus (Common warthog)
Lineage: Eukaryota; Metazoa; Chordata; Mammalia; Artiodactyla; Suidae
Gene: DUSP8
Product: dual specificity phosphatase 8
Exons: 7
Coding region: 165-2054 (629 amino acids)
Biological process (GO): negative regulation of MAPK cascade; protein dephosphorylation
Cellular component (GO): cytoplasm
Molecular function (GO): protein tyrosine/threonine phosphatase activity; MAP kinase tyrosine/serine/threonine phosphatase activity
Source: RefSeq, a predicted model, not a curated record